AUGAGAACAAUUAUCGUUCUUAUUGCCAUUUUGGCAAUAUUUCGAAGGGCGAAUUCGAACCGAAUAAAUGGGCUUCUGUUCGAUGACACCGAGCAAUGCGAAGGAUUGGCUUGCGAAUCAAAAGAGACCCUUCUCGAAAUGAUCAGCAAGAUGCAGAAGGAAAAACAUGAUGCAUACAUGGCUCCUCUCAAAAAUCCGCUCAUGGUCAACCAUUUGACAUCCUCUGAGCUUUUCGUGAAUCAAAUGAGCAAUUCUCAGUUCGAUAUGCAAUGCUCGAUUUGCAAUCGCACCGAUUUAUGUAUCAAUGGUGGAGCUUGUGUUCCCGAUCAACGGAACCCGUGGAAAUACUAUCAUUGCAUUUGUCCUGAUAACACUUCCGGCGAAAACUGUCAGCAUGUCAUCCAAUGCACAGACAAAUCUUGCGGUAAAAAUGCAUACUGUAUUGUCACGAAUCAUCAACUUAAUUGCGUAUGUAAGCCUGGAUUUUCAGCAAAAAAGAACGGAAAAGAUUGCAAUCUGAAGCGACAAAAAGCGUGUAUAAGCGGUGAUCCUCACUAUGUCACCUACGACAAUCUUCGUUAUGACUACCAAGGAACAUGCCCAUAUGUCUUCACGCAACCUUGUACUAUACUACCCGAUCCAUAUAAUUGGUUUUCCGUUCGCGCCAAGAAUCAGCUUCCCAGUAAUGGUUACCAUGUAUCAUUCGUGUCGGAGGCUGAAGUCGACUUCUACAACAUGACAAUUCACGUUGACAUCCGCUCAAAAAUUGUGCUCGUGAACGGUGUUCAAGUGCUCACACCAUGGUAUUAUCCAAAUAAAAACAAUUGGAUGAUUCGAAUUCGCCACUCCGGAAACACAUUUACAAUUGAAAACGAUCAACAGAUUACUGUAACAUUCACAUCAUCCAAUACGCUUUGUGUUGAAGUUCCCGAUAUCGACGAAUUCCGCGGACAAGGAACCCUGUGUGGUCUCGCAGGGAAUAUUGACGGACAUUGGUCGAAUGAUGUGAUUUCAAAAGAUGGAGUUGUUCUGCCGCUUGAUAACAGUCGCCAGCCGACGAAAAAGAAUCGCAUCGAUUUUAUGAAAUAUGAGGACUCAUGGAUUACGGAUAAAUUUUUAAUUUUGCGACCUGGUCAAGAAGCGUGCGUAAAUGGUCAAAUCAUCGACGAUAACCCGGAUUGUGUGAACGAAUCGAAUUCUUUUCAGGAUGUCGAGAAGGUUGCUUCGAACUGCUAUCCAAUUCAGCAAUCUGCCUACGGACUCGGACCAUUCGCUGGUUGUAGUUUUCUCGGAAAUGAUACGAUUGAUGAUUUCUAUUAUAAUUGCAUUUAUGAUGUGUGCAUCAAUGACAAAUACAAAUGCAACGAACUUCAGUAUUACUACCACUACUGUCAACUUUCUCUUCCACUGAUAGCACCGAAUUCAAAUUGGCGAGAUCAAGUCGGAUGCCCUCUAGCGUGUCCGUCGAAUUCGCAUUAUAGCGUAUGCACAUCAUCAUGCCCGUCCACAUGCACCGAGCCAUUCCCUGAAUUCUGCGACCAAGGAUGUGCCGAUGGAUGCGAAUGCGACCCCGGGUAUGUUGUUGAUAACACCAUUUCGACAUUUGUCAAGUGUAUUCGGAUCGAACAGUGCGGUUGUUCGGAUGAGGAUGGAAAUCCGCAUAGAGCGAAUAAACCAUGGGUCACAAAUAAUUGUACAAUUUAUCACGAAUGUCAGAAUGGAACAAUGUUUAGCGAUUAUCGUCCUUGUUCACCCGAUGCGGUUUGUACUUUAAAUGAUAUAAACCCUGCGUGUGUCUGCCAAAAUGGAUACCGAGGAGACGGCUAUAAUUGUAACGACAUCAACGAAUGUGUUGAAACUCCCGGAAUUUGCAAUCAUGGACAAUGCGUCAACACUCCAGGAUCUUAUCACUGUUUGUGUGAUAAUUAUUGGCAAGGAGACAAUUGCGAAAAAUACAUGCCGAGAAGGCAUUGUGCCGAUUUGUAUGUUUUCUGGGGAAACCGACAAAAUGGAGCUUACACAAUAAAUCCACCAUAUGCGACACCAAAUCGAAAACCGUAUGACCCGUAUUCGGUUUAUUGUGAUAUGACAACUGACGGAGGAGGCCUCACAUUGAUGAGCGGCGAUUCGAUGAAUUUGAAUGAGAAUAAAACCUAUAGCGACUAUUUGAUUGGUUUCGGAGAUCCGUCAACGCAAAAUGUUUGGCUGGGAUUGGAAAUGAUCCAUCAAAUGACAACUAUUCAGCCGCACACUCUUCGCUUGAAUUUAUUCCGUUGUGCCAACAAUGGACUGCCUUCGAAGACCACCGAUUGCACGUACGGAUCGUUUACAGUAUUGGAUUCGAAUACACAAUAUUCUGUUUCGAUUCCGGCGGCGUGCACGGGCUCGGAAGCCGACGAUCAUUAUUAUCAAGAUGGAUGGGCGAGAUGGGAUUUGAGUGGAAUUGGUCCAAAAUUUUCAACAUUUGAUACCGAAGACUCCAUCAAAAUGACCAAUAAAGAUGCUGUAUAUUAUACUUGCUCAAAAGCCAAUUUCAACACGGGUUGGUGGUAUCUGGAAAACCAAUUAUGCGGAGCUGCGAAUUUGAAUGGAGUUCGGUACCAAUGUCCGAAUGUUCCAUUAGAAAGUGAGAAAUAUCUACGAUGGGCUGAAGGAACGUUGGGUCAAGCUUCGAUGUACCUUCGACCUGCUGGAUAUCCAAACUAUGAUCCGAAUAAUUAA
Molecule: messenger RNA, 2721 nt
Organism: Caenorhabditis bovis
Lineage: Eukaryota; Metazoa; Nematoda; Chromadorea; Rhabditida; Rhabditidae
Source: the annotation of a GenBank genome assembly